This is a messenger RNA of Populus euphratica (Euphrates poplar), 1877 nucleotides long. Its product is annotated as tubby-like F-box protein 3. The record is from RefSeq and is a predicted model, not a curated record. The transcript is spliced from 6 exons. NCBI's taxonomy places the organism in Eukaryota, Viridiplantae, Streptophyta, Magnoliopsida, Malpighiales, Salicaceae. Gene Ontology annotation, molecular function: protein binding. The coding region runs from base 209 to 1390 and encodes 393 amino acids.
UACUAAUAAAGGGGGUUCUUCUUGUUAAUCAUAUUUAUAGGAUAGCCCUCUCCCUCUCCCUGACCUCCUCUCCUCCAUCAACAUCCACAACCCAUCUCCCUCCCUGUCUCUGACACACCCUAAUCCCAGAUCUCUCUGCAACAAAACCAAACAUGAAAAACCCGGUUCUUUUUUUACCUUAGAACUCUCAGAUUUCCACAGAAAAAAAAUGUCAGCAAUUAAGAGCAUAAUUAACAGGUCAAGAUCACACAGGGUGGUCCAGUACAGCUCAGCACCAGACCUGAGUCUGUUUGGAGUUGGAUGUGGUGCAGAAACUACUUCAUGUUGGGCUAAUUUGCCACAAGAAUUAUUAAGAGAAGUGCUUAUUAGAAUAGAAGAAUCGGAGAGCAGCUGGCCACCAAGAAAAAAUGUGGUGGCUUGUGCUGGGGUUUGUAGGAGUUGGAGACGUAUAACUAAAGAGUUAGUUAAAGUCCCUGAACUUUCUGGCAAACUCACUUUCCCGAUAUCUGUCAAGCAGCCUGGUCCAAGGGAUUUUCUCCUUCAGUGCUUCAUAAAGCGGUGCAGAUCCGCUCAAACAUACCGUCUUUAUCUCGGUCUAAAUAAUGCAUUAACUGAAGACGGGAAGUUCCUUCUUGCUGCGCGCAAGUUUAGACGCCCCACCUGCACGGAUUAUAUCAUUUCUCUAGUUACUGAUGAUAUGUCAAAGGGAAGCGGUGCUUAUGUUGGGAAACUUAGAUCCAAUUUUCUCAGAACCAAGUUCACGGUCUUUGAUGGACAGCCCCCUCAUGCUGGAGCCAAAAUGACAAAAAGUCGCUCCUCAAGGCUAGUAAAUUUGAAACAAGUUUCUCCAAGAGUCCCUACUGGCAAUUACCCAGUGGCUAGCAUCUCAUAUGAAUUGAAUGUAUUGGGUUCCAGCAGGGGUCCUAGGAGAAUGCAUUGCAUUAUGGAUGCCAUCCCCGCUGCUGCCAUUGAACCUGGUGGAAUAGCUCCCACACAGACCGAGUUUUCUCACCACAGUGUAGAUUUCUUACCAUCACUGCCCUUUUUCCGGUCAAAGUCAAACCGAGUUGAGAGCUUUCGAUCAGGAUCCUUGUCCAGUCAGAGAGAAGGAGCUUUGGUGCUGAAAAACAAGGCUCCAAGGUGGCAUGAACAGCUCCAGUGUUGGUGUUUAAACUUCCAUGGACGAGUUACAGUUGCUUCAGUGAAAAACUUUCAGUUGGUUGUUUCCCCAGAAAAUGGACCAGCUGGGCCAGAACAUGAGAAUAUCAUCCUCCAAUUUGGCAAAGUUGGAAAGGAUUUGUUUACCAUGGAUUACCGCUAUCCAAUCUCCGCAUUCCAAGCAUUUGCGCUGUGCCUCAGUAGCUUUGACACCAAAAUAGCUUGUGAAUGAUGACUCAUGAUUGAGCAGAAGCUUGAUCAUAGGCAUCUCUUUAUUGAAGAUUAGUAUCGGUGCUAUAUGUCCAGUGAUGGGUCUUUAGUGCACCUGCAAGCCUUUUUCCUGGCCAUCAACGAGUUUCGGUCUGUCAUGCAUGUCCAGGUGGGAUGGAGUUUUCUCCGUUGAUGGCGGUGCAAUAAAGUUUGUGGGGGUGACGGAUAUGCAAAUGAAAUGCAGAUAUGCUGCUUGCUUGUUUGAAGGUUUUCAGAUGAUGGCGUGGAUUCUAACUUCUAUCAAGAUGUAGGAAGAGACGUGGCAUUUAUAAUUAAGGACUGGAAGUGUCAUCUAUGAUGCUGUGUGUAUAUAUAUUUUACUCAGCGUUGUCUUAUCUUUUUAUUUUAUUUUCUCCUAUUUGCCUUCUUUCUUUCCCUUGAACUUCUUUUUAUUUAUUUCGUGGCCGUGUAACUGUUUGUCACUUCAAUUAUUUGUUGAGACUCAAGAU